AGGCGGCGAGGCGCGGUCACGCCACUCAACACUUCUAGUAUACUCUAGUUAAAGUCCUCCGCAGCUGCAGCGCAUCCACUUCGAGGUGUAAUUAACGUAAUAGAAACGUAGGACAUAAACAUAUCGCCUGUAAGCAUGGAAGACCUAUUUCCUAUCCUUUCUGGUGAUGAUCCGCAGGUAACGGAGCUGGAGAGCUUGUGCCUGCAGUGCCGGAAGAACGGCAUCACACGAUUGCUGCUCACCAAAAUUCCGUUCUACAGGGAAGUUGUGGUGAUGUCUUUCCACUGCGAGCACUGCGGUUGGCAGAACAGCGAGCUACAGCCGGCAGCGAGCGUUCAGCCGACGGGCAUCCGCUUCGAGCUGCUUGUGCGCGUAAAAGAAGACUUGAAUCGCCAGGUUGUGAAAACUAGAGACGCCGUGGUCACACUUCCUGAAAUUGAACUCGAGAUACCCGCAAGGACGCAGGAAGGUUGCAUCACCACCGUGGAAGGAGUGCUGCAGCGAGUAGUUCGAGGACUGGAAAAUACCGACUACCCCGAGAGUCGUGACAAGCUUACGGAAUUCGUGUCCGCGCUUAAAAAGUUGCAGGAGCUGGAAAAGCCGUUCCGUCUCGUCUUAGACGAUCCGUCGGGCAACAGUUUUGUGGAGAACCCCCAAGCCCCAGGCGCAGACCCGUCUAUGAAGGUGCGCCGAUACGAGCGCACAGCCGAGCAGGACCUCUCCCUCGGCAUCCUGUCCGAAUCGAACGACGAUGGUCUGCGCGACGACGUGCUCGGCUUCACCACCAACUGCAGCGAGUGCCAGGCACCGUGCGAAACGCGGAUGAAAGUCACGCAGGUGCCGCACUUCAAAGAGGUAGUGAUCAUGGCGACCUCGUGUGAUCGUUGCGGCCACCGUACCAACGAAGUGAAGAGUGGUGCAGGCAUAGAGCCACAAGGGGUGCAAAUUGAGCUGCGUGUCCUGGAGCCUGCAGACUUGGCACGGGAUUUACUAAAGUCUGAAACAUGCACUGUGCAUGUGCCUGAGCUAGAGCUGGAGGCUGGUGCGGGUGUCCUCUCUGGCCGUUUCACCACUGUCGAGGGUUUACUUGACAGCAUGCGCCAGCAGCUGGCACAGGAGAACCCCUUUUUCCAGGGUGACUCAGCUACCGGGUCAGGCCGGCUGCGCAUGGGUGCUGUGGUGGAAAAGCUGACACAGGCAGCUGCUGGGAAGCUACCAGUCACCUUGGUGUUGGAUGAUCCCUGUGGUAACAGCUAUGUGCAGAAUCUGUGUGCCCCGGAGCCAGACCCAGCCCUGAAGGUCACGCAAUACGAGCGUACUUUCGAGCAGAAUGAGCUGCUUGGGCUGAACGACAUGAGGACUGAGAAUUAUUUGUGACACACAUGAAAAAAAUUGCAUGACCUUCUGCAUGCUGAUUUGUUUCAUCAGAAAAUGAUUAAAUCCUGGAUUGCAUAGCCA
Molecule: messenger RNA, 1458 nt
Organism: Rhipicephalus microplus (southern cattle tick)
Lineage: Eukaryota; Metazoa; Arthropoda; Arachnida; Ixodida; Ixodidae
Gene: Zpr1
Product: zinc finger protein Zpr1
Cellular component (GO): nucleus
Molecular function (GO): zinc ion binding
Source: RefSeq, a predicted model, not a curated record